Messenger RNA from Drosophila novamexicana, 3621 nucleotides. Its product is annotated as dynein heavy chain 5, axonemal-like. Lineage: Eukaryota; Metazoa; Arthropoda; Insecta; Diptera; Drosophilidae. Gene Ontology annotation, molecular function: minus-end-directed microtubule motor activity; ATP binding; dynein intermediate chain binding. The record is from RefSeq and is a predicted model, not a curated record. The transcript is spliced from 4 exons. The coding region runs from base 66 to 3572 and encodes 1168 amino acids. Gene Ontology annotation, cellular component: dynein complex. Gene Ontology annotation, biological process: microtubule-based movement.
AUAUUGAAAAAAUUAGCGCUGAGCUGGCCGAUUUUCAGUUACGUUGUCGAAAGCUUCCAAAAGGUAUGCAAUCUUGGCCUGCGUACAUUGACUUAAAGACAAAAAUAGAUGAUUUUAAUGAGACAUGCCCAUUACUUGAAUUAAUGACGAACAAAGCAAUGAAGGAACGUCACUGGGUGCGAUUAAAUGCACUUUUCAAGACUAACUUUGACCCAACCGAUCCAAAGUUCACACUUGGGAAACUACUUGAUGCACCGAUUUUGAAAUAUAAAGAAGAUGUUGAAGAUAUUUGUGUCGGGGCUGGCAAAGAAUUAGAUAUAGAAGCAAAAUUAAAACAAAUAAUUGCUGAUUGGGCCUUGUUAAAUUUACAAUUGGGACAGUUUAGAAAUCGAGGAGAACUUGUUCUAAAAGGCACUGAAACAUUGUCACUUAUAGCCUCAAUAGAGGAUAGCUUAAUGAUAAUGAACUCGCUAAGCUCCAAUAGAUAUAAUGCUCCAUUUAAAAAGGAAAUACAACUGUGGCUUUGGAAACUUGUAAGCACUGGUGACAUUCUGGAAAAAUGGCUAAUGGUUCAAAAUCUAUGGAUAUACUUGGAAGCCGUUUUUGUGGGUGGUGAUAUAUCAAAGCAACUACCUAUGGAAGCAAAACGUUUCGUAAAUAUUGACAAAAGCUAUGUUAAGAUAAUGAUGCGAGCUCGAGAAAUACCAAAUGCAGUAGAGUGCUGCACUGGAGACGAAUCAUUAGCUACAAACUUAAAUUGGUUAUUUGAUCAGUUAGAAACUUGCCAAAAAAGUUUAACAGGAUAUUUAGAAUCAAAACGCCUGUUAUUCCCACGAUUCUUUUUUGUGUCAGAUCCUGUUCUUUUGGAAAUAUUGGGACAAGCGUCCGAUCCUACGUCAAUACAACCUCAUCUUUUAAGUAUAUUUGAUGCUAUUGCUACAGUUGACUUCCAGGAAAAGGCAAGUGAUAUAAUUGAUGGCAUGAACUCGUCAAAUCACGAAAAGGUUAAAUUUGAAAAUACGGUGCAGUGUGUCGGGAGCGUAGAGCUUUGGCUAGGCCGUUUGCUUAAAGAAAUGCAAGAUACUAUGAGAACAAUUCUUGCCGGAAUGGCAAUUAGUCUGAAUGAUCCGGAAUUUAAUUUUGCUGAGGAAUUUCCUUCAUUUUGUGGACAGGCGGGUGUUGUAGGAGUACAGUUACUAUGGACAAAGGAUUCGGAGUACGCUUUACGGAAAUGUCGAUCCGACAAGACUAUUAUGAAACGCACCAACAAUAAAUUUUUGGUGUUACUUAACUUUUUCAUCGACUUAACUGUAAGAGAUCUAACCUCACUUGAUCGGAUACGUUUUGAGACUAUGGUCACAAUUCAUGUACAUCAGCGCGAUAUUUUUGAUGAGUUGUGUACACAACGCAUUAAAUCGGCAGGUGACUUUGAGUGGCAAAAGCAAGCCCGAUUUUAUUUCAACGAAGACAACGAUGACGUUAUUGUGGGUAUUACGGAUGUAAAUUUUAUUUAUCAAAAUGAAUAUUUGGGCGUUACUGAACGUCUGGCCAUUACUCCAUUGACUGAUCGUUGCUAUAUUACUCUUGCGCAGGCUGUAGGCAUGUGCAUGGGUGGAGCACCAGCGGGUCCCGCUGGCACAGGCAAAACUGAAACUACGAAAGAUAUGGGUCGUGCCUUAGGUAAAUUAGUUGUCGUUUUUAAUUGCUCUGAUCAGAUGGAUUUUCGUGGCUUGGGUCGAAUUUACAAAGGACUUGCGCAGUCUGGUUCAUGGGGAUGCUUUGACGAAUUCAACCGCAUUGAGUUACCUGUAUUGUCAGUGGCGGCGCAACAAAUUUAUAUUGUUCUGACGGCCCGUAAGGAAAAACGGUCUUCGUUUAUAUUCCUAGAUGGUGAUGACGUCACACUUAAUCCCGAAUUUGGAAUAUUUAUUACUAUGAAUCCUGGUUAUGCUGGUCGCCAAGAACUACCUGAGAAUCUUAAGAUUAUGUUUCGAACGGUGGCUAUGAUGGUACCCGAUCGACAGAUCAUAAUAAGAGUUAAAAUGGCAAGUUGUGGUUUUAAAGAAAAUGUUCUACUUUCUCGAAAAAUGUUCACACUAUAUAAAUUAUGCGAGGAACAAUUAUCGAAACAGGUGCAUUACGACUUCGGCCUACGCAAUAUACUUUCGGUUCUAAGAACUCUUGGUUCGCAAAAGAGGUCCAACCCAACUGAUACAGAGGAAACAAUAGUAAUGCGUGUUUUACGUGAUAUGAAUGUUUCAAAACUUAUUGACGAAGACGAAGGACUCUUCGUAUCGCUUGUUGAUGAUAUGUUUCCAGGAAUAAAGUUAACAACGAAUGUUUACAAGGAUCUACAACGGGCUAUUGUUAAAGUUUGUGAUGAAUCAGGUUAUGUCAAUAAUCCAGAGUGGAAUUUGAAGGUUGUACAACUUUAUGAAACUUCUCUUGUGCGUCAUGGACUUAUGCUCAUGGGCCCAACAGGAUCUGGAAAAACUAGUUGCACACUCUGCAUGCUUCGUUGCUUUACAAAAAUGGGCCGAGCACAUAAAGAAAUGAGAAUGAACCCUAAGGCUAUUACAGCUCCACAAAUGUUUGGACGUUUGGAUGUAGCGACUAAUGACUGGACAGAUGGAAUCUUUUCCACACUAUGGCGACGUUCAUUAAAAAUUCCGCAUCAUCAAAACUGUUGGAUUGUGCUAGAUGGUCCAGUUGAUGCCGUGUGGAUAGAAAACUUGAAUUCAGUGCUGGAUGAUAACAAGACACUAACUUUAGCGAAUGGAGACCGCAUAAAAAUGGCUGAUAAUUCUAAACUAGUAUUUGAACCAGAUAACGUUGACAACGCAUCACCAGCAACCGUCAGUCGUGUUGGCAUGGUGUUUACAAGUUCUUCUGUUUUAAGUUGGAAAGUUUAUAUGGAGGCCUGGUUGAUGACUCAUAGCGAUGAUCAAGAAAUUUAUAGACGAUGUUAUGAUGCAAUAUAUGAUGAUGCGCAUACCUUCUUGCAGACUAGGCUUGUAGCGAAAAUGCGCAUACUAGAAGCUAUUUAUAUUCGACAAAUGUUAGACAUUAUGGAUGGACUUUUGAUUGAAAUAUCUUCUCGCAGUGAAAAAGCUCUUGAACGCAUGUUUUUAUUUGCAAUGAUGUGGUCGCUUGGAGCAGUUUUAGAACUAUCUGAACGUGAAAAGUUUGAAGAAUAUCUUUUAAAACAUCCUUCAAAAUUACUUUGGCCAAAACGGGGGUUGACUGAAACAAUUUUUGAAUACUAUGUAGAUGACAACGGAAGUUGGCAACACUGGAACUCGCGUGUUGAUGUAUUUAAUUUUCCAGAGGAUGAGAUUCCAGAAUUCGCUUCAAUUUUAGUACCCAACGUGGACAAUGUACGCACAGCUUUUCUCAUACAUAACAGUUCAAUGCAGCUCAAACAAGUACUGCUUAUUGGAGAACAGGGAACUGCCAAAACUGUAAUGAUAACUGCUUACAUGGGCCGUUACGACCCCGAGGAGCAUCUAUCCAAAUCUAUUAAUUUCUCGUCUGCAACUUCACCAAAUAUGUUCCAAUUCACUCCUCUGUAGAGAACCAGCAUGGUACCGUCAAUGAAGGCAUCCAAUCAACGUCAAGGAA